Molecule: messenger RNA, 5442 nt
Organism: Cotesia glomerata
Lineage: Eukaryota; Metazoa; Arthropoda; Insecta; Hymenoptera; Braconidae
Product: cilia- and flagella-associated protein 44
Exons: 24
Coding region: 1-5442 (1813 amino acids)
Molecular function (GO): protein binding
Source: RefSeq, a predicted model, not a curated record
AUGGACUGCGCUGAAGAUUCUGGAGCUCUAAUCACCGAGAAUGGAACCUUUGAAAUUGACUUUCUUCAAUUUUUUCACUCACAUGGAUAUAAUUGUCAAAAAUUUUUUAAUUUAUGUGUUAUGGAUCCUGACACUGUUAUUUAUGCAUCAGGAUGCUUGAUCCAUAUUUUAGAUACUAAAUCCGGGAAGUUAAAAUUUAGAAGACAUCAAGGAGUCAGCCAUAUUGCUAAAAAUUCAAAAAAAUCUCACAUAGCUAUCGCAGAAUCCGGGUCCAGCCCUCCAAUUUUAAUCUACUCAUACCCAGACUUCAAAUUAAUUUCAAAACUUCCCGGCGGAACUUCUAAAAACUUCCACCAGGUGGCGUAUAAUUCCACUGGCGACUUAUUAGUCUCGCAGGGCGCAGGUCCAGACAAUUGGCUGACAAUAUGGAACUGGGAAGAAUCUUCUAUAAAACUACGGACUAAUUCUUCAAAUUUAAACAUAUUAAACAUCGUCUUUUCCUCAUUUUCUCCAUCAAACUUCGCAACUGCAGGAUCAGAACACAUAACCUUCUGGAAAAUGGAGGAAACCUUCACGGGGGAGAAGCUUCAAGGCACUGUGGGUAAAUUUGGAACCACCGAAGACAGCGACAUCAUCGGAGUUCUUUUUAUGCCUGAUGGUAAAGUAGUUUCUGGCUGCCAAUGGGGCAACAUCUUGCUCUGGUACGGAGGCGCCAUUUUGUUAGAGGUCAGGAGGAAGAACGGAAAGCCUUGUCAUGAUAAUAUGAUCACUCAGUUUGAGUUUAAUAAUGGAGAAUUGAUGUCUGUUGGAAUGGACGGCUGGAUCAAAAUCUGGUACUACGACAGCAUUGAUAAUAAUUCUUCAGACUUUGUUGAAGUAGAACCAAUCUACGAGUUCAGAAUCUUUGAAGAAGUCAAUGGUAUUGAUGUAAAUUCAAUGCUGAUGUGUAUCAGGAAGAAAAAUGAUGAUCCUGAAGAUUCUUUCUGGUAUGCUCAAGAUGGCAAUGGAGGACUCUGGUUGAUCGACCUAGCAACAAUGGCGGCGCCACAGCAGCCCCAGAAGCUUCUAAUCUGCCACGCUGGAGCGGUAACAGACAUCGCAGUUUGUUCAUGGUCUUCUUUCCUCGCUUCUUGCGGAGAUUAUCAACUAAAUAUCUACGAUUACUUGAAGAAAACUCUGAUAAUAUCCUACAGAUUCUCCGACGUCUGCACCCAAGUUCUUUGGGCGCCAUGCUCGGUUGAGUCUACUGGGUCUACUUUGAUUUGUUCCUUUGCCAGUGGAGUUCUUAGGGUUCUUGUCGUUGACUUUACUAAGCUCUCUGUGUUCCUGGUACAGAUUACCAAGCCACAUACUAAGAGGAUACAAAUUAUGGCACUGAAUUCUUCCAAGAGUUUAUUAGCAACAAGUGCUGAAGAUUCUACAAUUUUUAUUUUUAAAAUUAUUGUAGACAAAAAUUUGAAAUUAGAACCUGUUGGAUAUGUUUCUUUACCGGCAGUUGUUAAUUGUUUGACUUGGAACUCAGAAGAUAUUUUGAUGGGGUACAAAGAAUUUGUUCUAAGAUUAAAAGUUCCUGAAACUAGACCAGCUUAUACCAAAAUUAACUUUGAAUUGACGGAAUCUAGGCUAGAAACUUUCCAAAUUUUUGAUGAUAAAGAAGAUUCAAGUUUGGAAGGAUUGAAAGAUAUCAUUAAAAUUGAAAACCUGGAUGAUGAAGUAUGGUUAACGAGUGGAGGAUUUGUUUAUGGAUUAAAACUUCCAGAAGAUAGAACUCCUUGUGAAGUCAAGAGUUUGAAAGUUAAAUGGAAAUUUUUUGUAGGAGAAAUUUCUAGCUGGCUUUUUAAUGAAAAAUUUCUAAUCCUUGGGCUAAAAACUGGAGCAAUAAAAGCUUGUAACCUCGCUAAUUUAUCAGACAACUGGAUCCUUCAAAUCCACGAAAAUCCUAACGGUAAAAUAACAAAAAUUCUUAUAAGCUACGACAAUAAUUAUUUAUUCUCCGCUGGUUGUGAUGGAAACAUUUUUUCUUUCUUAACAAAAAACAAGACAAUUAAUUUUGAAACUGCAACUAAGUUGGAAUUCGUCGAAGAAGUAGCAGAUAUUGAAGAUCACUUAAGUUUGGAAGAAGUAAUAAAGAAGAAAGAAGCUGAUCGCCUUUUGGAAGAAGCUCGGAAGCGCAAGGAAGAAAUUUUGGCAACUUUAGAAGCUCUUAGGAUAGAAUACAACCGAAUUAUUGAAAGGAACAAUGAGCUUCCCGAGUCCCAGCAACUAGAUCCAGAAGAAUUGGAGUUGGAUCCAAGGAUUACUGAAGACUUGGACAGAGAAUUGAAGGAAAAGCUGGAAGAUGUUUAUAGAAAGUCGGAGUUUGAUCUUGAAAAGAGUCGGCUGAGUUUGGAAAAGCUUUUGGAUUUUUAUAUCCGGCCGCUUACAUGCGUUCCUUUUGCAGUCUCUAGGAUUUUGAAAUCUGGAGCUGCUGUUCAUUCGGUGGAAGAGAAAAUUCUAGGGGAUGAAUUUGAAAGAAUUUAUGGGAAAAUUCAAAAAGAAAUCAUGGAAAUUCAAAUUAAUGAGAGGAAAGACGAGCCAGGGAUUGAAGAAGAGUCUCAUAAUGAAUUCGUGGAGGAAGAUGAAGAAAUAAAAGUAGAAGGAGUAGAAAGUUUUUUAAAAGGAUUGAGUCCUGAAACGAUUCAGAAUAAAUUAGGAGCGCAGAUUAAUCAGAUGCUGAGGAAGUACCGGGAAAGGAAGGCAAGACUUGCUCAGAGAGCUCAAGAGUGGAAAAUUAUGCACGCUAGUAAGCCAGAUACUGAAGCCGACAAUGAAGAAGAUGUUAGGGCUGUUGAAGAAGCGAGAAGAACUAUCGGGGAUUAUAAACUUAAAAUUUCAAAUGAUUUUGAGUAUAACAAGGAUUUUAAACAGAAACGUGAUACUACUUUGAGCAAAUACAAGCAACUUUUGGAUUGUAGGAAGAAGACUCAUUUGCUUCGCGAGGGGUUUAAUGACCGCCUAAGAGAGGUCCGUAACAAGAAAUUGAACCUACAAAAAGAAGUAGCUGAAUUAAUUGACAAAUUGAAGUUUAUUCACUCGGAAAUUCCUGAAAAGCAUAUCAAGCCUUUGCCAAAUUUGCUGGAAAUAAAUUACGACCUAGAGUUUCCUGAGAGGAAUUUGGAAAUGGAGAAAUAUAAAUCACUUGCGGAAAAAUUCAAUGAGUCAAGAAACAAACAGUACAGUAAAUCUUCUUCAGAAUCUCCGGGACAGAUUAAUUUAGUCCCUAAAUUUUACGACGAGGAGUAUGAAAUUUUAUUACUGGAUCAGCGCAUGAUUAACAGUCAAAUAAAUGAUCCAGAGAUAGAUUCUCUCCGCGUAAGCGUGAAACUGGAAAUUCCAGAGGAUAAAAUAGAAGAAAUUAAUUCGGGAGGUCUUGAAGAGACUCCGUGGGAAUUAGAAAUGAAACUUGCCCGAGUUUCUAAGAAAAUUUACCAGCAAGAUUGUAUUAUUGGGUACAUAGACAAGAGCUAUAAGGAAAUUGAUGAAGAAUUGGACAAGUUGGAGAAAGAGCGACUGGAGGUUCAGGCGGAUUCGAUCUACUCUGAGUUGCACCAGUUGACGCUCCAGCAGGAACUUAUUGUUCUGAGGGAGUUUCAAGGGAAAGAAAAUUUAAUGAUUAAGAAAGUUGAUAAUGGAAUUUAUGAGCAAGAAAGUGUUGAGAGAAAGAUUCAAAAAUUGAAUAGUUCUAUUGAGAUUAAGAAAAAAGAAGUUUUGAAAAUAAAUGACAAGAUUAAAGAAUUGAAUAGACAGUUUGCGAGUAUGAUAAGUGAAAAUAAAUUUUCGGAGUAUUUGAAAAAAAUUUAUCGGAAAAAGUUUAAAGUUAAUCGAAUUACUGAUGAAUCAUCAGAAUCAUCAUCAAGUGACUCAAGUACAGAUGACAAUCAACUAAGUACCGAUGAUGAAAAUUUCUAUCACCUAACUCUCGACGAAAAUACCUGUCCUGUAGGCUGCGACGAGGAUUUAUAUAAAUCAGCGUUUUCUAUGAGAGCAAAAAGACAUGAGUUAGAAGCCCGGGUGAGGGAUGACCAGAAAAUCUUGGAAAAAUUUCGAAAACAGCUCGAACACGAGAAGAAAACUCUGAAAACUAUUGAUAAUAAUUUGAAUUCUAGUCGACGCGAGCUACAAGACUACUUGAAAGAGAAGCAGACGAAAUUGAACGAAAUACAUGUGACUGUAAUUUUAAAAUUACAUCAAUUGCAACAUGUCAAGGGUGAUGAUUUGGAAAAAAUAAGGGACUGUGUUGUGUUUGAUAAAUCUAAAUUGUCGCAAUUGUAUACUCGAGUUGGAGAAUUGCAACAGGAUACUACCGAUCAAAAAAUAAAACACAAAAAAAAUCGACAGCACUUGCACAGAGUAGAAAUAGACUGCGACUACAUGGAAAGUGAAAUAAAGCGCUUGAAGGAAGAAAUAAAGCAAGAGAUGAUCCAGAAAUUUGGAAGAGAAGUGUCACUGACUUCUUUGUACGAAGCGGUGUUAAGAAGAAUGGUUUACGAUGUCAAAGCUGAUAUGAAAGAGAUGAUCAAGUCUUACGACAAAGAAAUCAAGGGCGCGGAAGAGCAGUAUAAAAAGCAAGUUAAGGUUUUGGAAGAGUUGAUAAAAGAAAACACGGAAAAAUUGGGUCUAAUGACGGCAUUGGAGCAAGAGCGGAGAAAAUUGAAGAGAAUAAUGAAACAUAAGCCAGAAAAUGAGGAAAAUAUUAAAAAAGUGGAAAAAGAGCACAUGGAAGAGAUCAAAAGGCUGGAAAUUAUUUUGAGAAAUCAGCGACAGCAGAAAGAAUUGUUCCGUAAUGAAAUUAGAAAUUUAAGACUCAAAUCGCGACCUCUACCGCCGGUUUAUCGCAAGAGUACUAAGGUACUUAGUUUGGAUGAAGAUUUUAAAUUUGGAGAUAGUUUGAUGGAGAAUGAAAGUUAUUCUGAUCCUAAAAUGGAGGAUGAGAUUAAUAGAGAGGUUCAGAAGUUUGUGAGAGAAUUUGAUGGAGACAAUUGCAAGGAAUUGGUGGAGGAAAUGAAAAAUAAUUCAAAAAUUGGGAAAAAUUUAAAGAGUUUGGAGAAAAUUAAUGAAAUUUUGAAGAAUAAUCUGGGAGAUAAAUAUGAAGAGCAAAAUUUAAUGGACAUAAUUUUUAGGCUAGAAGCAGAGUCAGAAACACUAGCAGCUAAUUUGUCCCUAAAUUGGGACGUCAAGUCCAAGAUUGAGGAAUUGCUGUCAAGCUUGGAGUUAAAAGCAGACCUCGCGACUGUCAACAGUCUACUAAAUUAUUUACAUGCAGAAAAUUCUGACGCCGCUGUAGAUUAUUUAGUUGGAAAAUUAUCCAGCUCAGACUCGGAAGUAAAUUCUGCGGUGCGCGACUACGCGAGUAAGAUGCUCGCGGAAAUUAAAAAAUAUGGAAGUAUAAAGGAAGAAAGUUAA